GAACACCGUCUGGAUUAGGGAAUACAACGGACACACACACACACGCACAGAUAAACAUACUCCUUUCAACAGACAGACACUUCAUCCGAGCUGUCCACCCAGCCGGACUGAGGCAGAUGUAACUGUGUUGGUAGCAACCAAAGUAGCACGACUGACUGAAGCAUUUGUUCUCAAACCUUCCUUCCUUCAGCCGGCGUGUGUGAGAGCUGCUGCGAUGGCCUGGCCCUUCAACGUGGUCAACCAGAGGAUCGAACUGGAGAACGUGAAAGCCGAGCAUCGCAGAGCCCGUGCCUUGAAACUGGGUCAUAUUACGGAAGAUUCAUCCAAAGAGGACGAGGGAGAGAAGAAUGGUGAACCCACCAAUCAGACGGUUGGUGACAUUCAGGUGGAGGCUCGAGUGAGGAAGACCUCCUCUGAUCUUCGCAGGGAGAUUGUGGAUCUGGGAGGCGCUGAAAACCUUGCAGAACUCCGUCAGAAGAAGAAGACCUGGAAGAAGGGGUCCUCACCCAGGGUGUCCAUAGAAGUGCCUGUGCUGGAUGUGGUGAAUACAGAUGAAUUCAUAAACGCAGCCAUCCAGGGCAAACUCAAGGUCGUGGUGAAGUACUUGUCGGAUGGUGGGGAUCCUAACACAUUUGAUGAGUUGCGGAGGACUGCUCUGCACCGUGCUUCCAUGGAGGGCCACAUCACGGUGAUCCAGAAGCUUCUGGAGAACGGAGCAGACAUCUCCCUGAAGGACAGGCUGGACUCCAGAGCAGUCCACUGGGCAAGCAGAGGAGGAAGGCUGGGCGUGCUCAAAGUCCUCCACAGUCAUGGAGCCGAUCUCAAUGUCAGGGAUAAGGCCAUGAGCUCGCCCCUGCAUGUGGCCACCAGGACCGGCCAUGCUGAUGUCGUGGAUUUCUUGAUCUCCAACGGCGCCAAGAUCAACGCCAAGGACAGGGAGGGGGACACAGCCCUGCACGAUGCUGUGCGUCUCAACAGGUACAAGAUCGUCCACCUGCUCAUCGUGGCGGGAGCGGACACCAAGAUCCAAAACUACGCUGGCCUCAUUGCUGUGGAGCAGGUGAAACAGUGGCAGUUUGACACCAAGGAAACCCUGGAGAAGUUGGAGCAGCUUAGACUGGUGGGCCUGAUACCCUCCUAACCCUACACACACACACCUUGCCCCUGGAAGAAGAGAGGGAAGUAUGUCUGUGUGUGGGCCUGUGUGUGGAUGUGUAACUCCGAUCCACCAUGACCUUACUGUCCCCAUAGAAACAACAUACAAUGUGUACCUCAUAACCUCCUAUACCACUGUUUUGGGG
This is a messenger RNA of Hypomesus transpacificus, 1301 nucleotides long. It is a transcript of the gene ankrd2, whose product is annotated as ankyrin repeat domain 2 (stretch responsive muscle). Gene Ontology annotation, cellular component: nucleus. The record is from RefSeq and is a predicted model, not a curated record. Lineage: Eukaryota; Metazoa; Chordata; Actinopteri; Osmeriformes; Osmeridae. Gene Ontology annotation, biological process: regulation of transcription by RNA polymerase II. Gene Ontology annotation, molecular function: RNA polymerase II-specific DNA-binding transcription factor binding. The transcript has 9 exons. The coding region runs from base 215 to 1141 and encodes 308 amino acids.